AUGGAAGCUCUUCUAUCCAAGUACUUUUCUUUCUUUAACCCAUCUGUCACACCCGAAGGCUUUAUCUCUGUACCACAAUCCUUAGCAGCCAUAACACUAAUUCUCAUAUUACUUUGCUUGUGUUUCAGAUCCAAUAAUAUCUACCUUAUUGACUAUGUUUGUUAUCUGCCUCCUGAUUAUUUGCGGCUCCCUCACUCUCAUUUCAUGGAACACUUUGAGUUAUGCACCCCUGACCCAGAAUCCGUAGAAUUUGAAAAGAGAGUGUUAGAAAGAUCUGGUAUUGGAGUAGAAGCUUGCAUACCAGAAUCAGUUCAUGAGCUCCCACCUAUUGGCACUAUGAAGCAUGCACACGCAGAAGUUGAACUAGUUCUUUUCACAAUUGUCAAAGAUCUUCUUUCCAAAUACAAUGUGCAUCCUAAAAGCAUUGACAUCCUUGUGUCAAAUUGUAGCUUGUUCUGUCCUACACCAUCCAUUUCUUCAAUGAUUAUCAAUGAAUUUGGAUUGCGCAGCAACAUAAAGAGUGUAAACCUGAGUGGAAUGGGUUGCAGUGCUGGACUAUUGUCAAUAAGCUUAGCCAAAGAUCUUCUGCGAGUUCACAAAAAGUCAUUAGCUUUAGUUUUAAGCAUGGAAGCUGUAGCUCCCAAUGGCUAUAGGGGGGAUAACAAGUCCAUGCUUAUUGCCAAUACACUGUUUCGGAUGGGGGGAGCAGCCAUUUUGCUAUCAAACAGAAAACAAGACAAGGGAAUAGCCAAGUACAAACUUGAGCAUCUUGUGAGAACUCACAUGGGAUCAAAUGACAAAGCAUAUCAAUCUGUUUACCAGGAAUCUGAUGAAAAUGAGUUAGUAGGUGUUUCCUUGUCAAGAGGACUUCUAACUGUAGCUGCUUCAGCUCUGAGGACUAAUAUAACAAAAUUAGGCCCUCUUGUCUUGCCAUAUACGGAGCAGCUACGCUAUGGGUGGUCAAUGAUUUGCAGGAAAAUCUGGGCAACUGAGAAUAAGGAAAUCUAUGUGCCAAACUUCAAGAAGGCUUUUGAGCAUUUCUGUAUACAUGCAGGUGGUAAGUCAGUAAUAAAUGCCAUUGAGGAAAGUCUCAAUCUGCAGAAAGAAGAUGCAGAAGCCUCAAGGAUGGCAUUAUAUAGAUUUGGUAAUACUUCAUCUUCUUCUCUGUGGUAUGAGCUAUGCUAUCUAGAAGCAAAAGGAAGAGUGAAGAAAGGACAUAGGGCUUGGCAAAUUGCCUUUGGAAGUGGAUUCAAGUGUAACAGUGCAGUAUGGAAGUGCCUUUAUGAUAUUGAUCCAAAUGUAAGGAAUGCAUGGUCAGAUAGAAUCCAUUUGUAUCCAGUCGAGAUACCUGUGGUUGAUUAUUGAAGUUAUGCUAAGGUCAAGAAGCAUUAGCGAUGUAAUAGUUUAAAAGUCAAUGGACAUUACUUAUAUUAUAUUUUUCUUGUAAAAUAGCCUCAAUUUCAUACAUAUCUGGGAGAUAAAUUACAAAAUAAUUUUAAGCUGCACCUUUUUAAUAUAUAAGAAGGUUGCCGUUUGCAAACCCAGAGAGGUUA
Messenger RNA from Lotus japonicus, 1553 nucleotides. Its product is annotated as 3-ketoacyl-CoA synthase 7. Lineage: Eukaryota; Viridiplantae; Streptophyta; Magnoliopsida; Fabales; Fabaceae. Gene Ontology annotation, biological process: fatty acid biosynthetic process. The transcript has a single exon. The record is from RefSeq and is a predicted model, not a curated record. Bases 1 to 1365 code for a protein of 454 amino acids. Gene Ontology annotation, molecular function: acyltransferase activity, transferring groups other than amino-acyl groups. Gene Ontology annotation, cellular component: membrane.